Haplochromis burtoni (Burton's mouthbrooder) is the source of this 1528-nucleotide messenger RNA. RefSeq names its product bridging integrator 3 (gene bin3). Lineage: Eukaryota; Metazoa; Chordata; Actinopteri; Cichliformes; Cichlidae. Gene Ontology annotation, cellular component: cytoplasm; actin cortical patch. Gene Ontology annotation, molecular function: protein binding; lipid binding. The coding region runs from base 128 to 889 and encodes 253 amino acids. The record is from RefSeq and is a predicted model, not a curated record. Gene Ontology annotation, biological process: actin cortical patch localization; plasma membrane tubulation; endocytosis. The transcript has 9 exons.
UAGAGGAAGCAGACGCGGCUAAGCUCCGGAUUUCCUGUUUUGAGCUCGACUGCUGACUGGUAGAAAGGAGUAAUACUCGGAAGAUAGUAAAACUACCCAAUGAAACCGGAGUAAAAGUUCACCCAAAAUGAGCUGGAUCCCCUUCAAGAUUGGACAACCAAAAAAACAGAUUGUCUCUAAAACUGUUGAAAGAGACUUUGAGCGAGAAUAUGACAAACUCCAAAAGCUGGAGGAUCAGACGAAAAAGCUUCACAAAGACAUGAAGAAAAGCACAGAGGCAGAUUUAGCCAUGUCUAAGGCAGCAGUGAAGAUUUCCGCAGACCUCUUGAGUAACCCGCUGUGUGAGCAGGAUCAGGCCUUCCUGGACUCUAUGACUGCUUUAGAUACAGCCAUGAGAAGGAUGGAUGCCUUCAACCAAGAAAAGGUGAACCAGAUCCAGAAGACUGUUGUCGACCCUCUGAAAAAGUACAGUAGUGUCUUCCCCAGCCUUAACAUGGCAGUGAAACGUAGGGAACAGACGCUGCAGGACUACAAGCGGUUGCAAGCCAAAGUGGAGAAAUACGAAGAGAAAGAAAAAACGGGGCCCGUGAUGGUCAAACUGCAUCAGGCAAAAGAGGAACUCCGACCGGUCAAAGAUGACUUCGAGGCCAAGAACAAGCAGCUCCUGGACGAGAUGCCCAAGUUCUACCAAAGCCGCAUCGACUACUUCCAGCCCAGCUUCGAGGCUCUCAUCCGGGCACAGGUGGUCUAUUUCACCGAAAUGUACAAGAUUUUCAGCGAGUUAACAGACCAGAUCGACCAGGCAGGGUUGACUGAUGAGCAGAGGGAGAGGGAGACAGAGGCCAAGCUCACCGAGUUGCGUGCUCUGUCCAUUGUCGCCGACGACUGAGUGAGGAAAAUACAAAAACGGGCUCUUUUCAUGCCUCUCUGAAUGGAUUGCACUCUCUUCAAGCUCCUCCAGAGUUCAAACGGACAGCAGUGACCUAAACCUGAUUAUCCAUUUGUUUCCUUGCGGCCUCAUCCCCACCCCCAAUUGCUCUUGCACUACACCCUAAUCUUUCAUCAUCUCAGCAACUCAAAGCAGCUGAAUGCCACAUUAACUAAGCCAUCAGCCAAGUGCAACAUUAUAAGCCAAUAUGUUGUCGUUUAUUUUUAUUUUCUUUUAGUAAAGGAAUCAGACAGAUCUUGUCAGAACUAAUUAACAAGGUUACGCUUCAUGGUUUCAGAGGUAUCUAUAACCAUUUGUUUCUAAUGUGUAAAGUGAGCAAGGAAAUGUUUCUAUUAGUCACAUCUGCCUUGUUGGCAGCAGCGUGUGAAAUAUAGUUUUAUUAUCCAACUUUGAAAUUACACUGGAAGGUGUUAUGUAAUGUAGUGUAGGUUUAAAAAAAAUCUCAAUUUUGGUCUUUUCUGGUAAUCUGAGUUUAGCUCUGUGCCAUUCUGUGUGAGGGCUUUUUAUUGGGGUUCAUCAGAACACAUUAGCUCACCUGUGAUAACAUGUCUGACUUUGGAUAUAACAUAAAAAAAAAUU